UGUGCCACCAUGCAAACGUUGGAGCCAUGGCAGCUUAUGUAUUACUUAGAAAAUGUCAACUUCACCACAUCAUUUGGUGACCAAGUGUCAUUUGAUGAGAAUGGUGACGCCUUACCAAUAUAUGAUAUCAUGAACUGGCUGUGGCUCCCUGAUGGACAAACUAAAGUUCAGAUUGUGGGGUUUGUUAAGAAGUCGGCCACGCGAGGUGAAGAACUGACACUCAAUGAAGACAUAAUCUUCUGGAACUUUGACUCCAAACAGCCACCCCGGUCAGUGUGCAGUGAGAGCUGUCCUCCAGGUACCCGCAUGGCUAGAAAAAAGGGGCAGCCUGUAUGCUGUUUCGACUGUGUCUCUUGUUCUGAAGGAAAGUUCAGCAACAAAACAGAUUCCAUGGAGUGUGCCAGUUGUCCAGAGGACUUCUGGUCCAGUGUCCAACGUGAUCACUGUGUUCCUAAGAAAACGGAGUUCCUCUCCUAUCAUGAACCUCUGGGCAUCUGUCUGACAACUGCCUCAUUGCUGGGCACAUUUAUCUGUACUCUUGUCCUGGGCAUCUUCAUCUAUCAUCGUAGUACACCCAUGGUACGCACCAACAAUUCAGAACUUAGUUUCCUACUCUUGGUGUCACUAAAGUUAUGUUUCCUUUGCUCACUGCUGUUCAUCGGACGUCCCAGGCUGUGGACUUGCCAGCUAAGACAUGCUGCAUUUGGAAUCAGCUUUGUGCUUUCUGUUUCUUGUAUUUUGGUGAAAACCAUGGUGGUUCUGGCCGUAUUCAAGGCCUCAAAUCCAGGAGGUGGAGCCAGUCUGAAGUGGUUUGGUCCUUUGCAGCAGAGAGGAACAGUUCUGGUUCUUACUUCUAUUCAGGCAGCAAUCUGCACUGCUUGGCUUGUCUCUUCCUCACCAGCUCCUCAUAAAAACACUCAAUACCACAAUGACAAGAUAGUUUAUGAGUGUGUUGUUGGGUCCACAGUUGGUUUUGCAGUGUUACUGGGUUAUAUCGGCUUACUGGCUGUCUUCAGCUUCCUGUUAGCAUUCCUAGCAAGGAAUCUUCCAGACAACUUUAAUGAGGCCAAGCUCAUCACAUUCAGCAUGCUGAUCUUCUGUGCAGUAUGGGUGGCCUUUGUUCCUGCUUAUGUCAACACCCCAGGCAAAUAUGCAGAUGCAGUGGAGGUAUUUGCCAUCCUGGCCUCAAGCUUUGGCCUGUUGGUUGCACUGUUUGGACCAAAAUGCUACAUAAUUCUGCUGAGACCAGAGAGGAACACAAAGAAAGCAAUCAUGGGUCGUGAAACCCCCAAGACAUAA
Plectropomus leopardus (leopard coralgrouper) is the source of this 1299-nucleotide messenger RNA. The record is from RefSeq and is a predicted model, not a curated record. NCBI's taxonomy places the organism in Eukaryota, Metazoa, Chordata, Actinopteri, Perciformes, Serranidae.